AUGACUGAACAACCCGUAAUAAGGCUUGCGACUGAGGACGACGUCCCCAUAAUUCUCCAAUUCAUCCAAGAACUAGCUGCGUACGAAAACGCCUCGCACGAAGUCGAAGCAACCGUAGACUCCCUACGCGCAACACUCUCCUUCCCCUCCUUCCCACCCAAAUGUUCCGGCACCUACACCCUCCUCGUCAGCCCACCGGCGACACCCGCACAGCCCCACCCCGCACCCGCUGGCAUGGCCAUCUACUUCUACAACUACUCAACCUGGCGGUCUGCGCCGGGGAUCUAUCUCGAAGACCUGUAUGUGCAACCGGAGCAUCGGGGGAAAGGAUACGGGCUGGCUCUGCUGCGGCGGCUGGCGGCGGAGAUUUGUAAAGGUGGCGGGAAGAGGUUGGAGUGGAGCGUUCUGCGGUGGAAUGAGCCUAGUAUCAAGUUCUAUACAAGUGAGAAUGUGGGGGCCAAGCCGAUGGAAGAGUGGAUGAAGAUGAUGGUGGAUGGAGAGGCGUUGACCAAGCUGGCAGCUGCCGAUCAGAGUCGGUGA
This is a messenger RNA of Paracoccidioides brasiliensis Pb18, 540 nucleotides long. RefSeq lists its product as uncharacterized. Gene Ontology annotation, molecular function: N-acetyltransferase activity. The transcript has 2 exons. The record is from RefSeq and is a predicted model, not a curated record. Gene Ontology annotation, biological process: protein acetylation. Bases 1 to 540 code for a protein of 179 amino acids.